This is a messenger RNA of Saprolegnia diclina VS20, 5282 nucleotides long. RefSeq lists its product as hypothetical. Gene Ontology annotation, cellular component: membrane. The record is from RefSeq and is a predicted model, not a curated record. Gene Ontology annotation, molecular function: ATP binding; ABC-type transporter activity; ATP hydrolysis activity. The transcript is spliced from 5 exons. NCBI's taxonomy places the organism in Eukaryota, Oomycota, Saprolegniomycetes, Saprolegniales, Saprolegniaceae. Gene Ontology annotation, biological process: transmembrane transport. Bases 9 to 5282 code for a protein of 1757 amino acids.
UGCCAUCGAUGCGACUCGCAAAUCAGAGCAGCGCAGCUCGACCACCAAACGCACUAAUGACAGGCAGCGACAAGCUACAAUACAGCACGUUCGACCAGCCGAGUGUCCCAAAGCACCCGGCCGAUACGGCUGGUCUCAUCUCGCGCGCUACCUUUAGCUGGACGCACCCGCUUCUCGAGCUCGGCAACAAGCGGCAGAUUGCACCUGCCGAUCUUUGGGUCUUGGAAGCGCCGCUUCAAGCCGCGCCUUUGACGAAUCGCUUUGCCAAUGGCUAUGUUGCCCACGGCCAGCGACUCCUUCGCACGUUCUUUGGCCUGUACGGCUGGCGGCUCGCUGCCAUUGGUUGCCUCGAGCUAUUGUCCGUGGCCGGCGAUCUCUACGGUCCUGUGUUUGUCUUGGGCGAGAUCCUCACGGCCAUCGAUGCCUCAGAUCUCGAUGCAACGUACGUGCUGCAGCUCAUCACGUCGCUUUUUCUCGUGCAAGCGGCCAACGCGUUCGUCAAGGUGCACGCCAAGUACCAAAACGAGCGCGUCGGUAUCGAGCUCUCGACGGUGCUGCGCUCCCUUCUCUUUGCCAAGGCGCUGCGACUGAGCCACCUCUCGCGAAAGACGACGUCGGCGGGCGACAUUGCCAAUCUCUGCACGCUCGAUGCGACCAACGUCAUGAACUUUGCGACGAGCGUGCACCAAAUCUGGAUGCUCCCGGUCCAGAUCGUCGUCGUGCUGUACCGUUUGUACACGGUCGUCGGCUGGCCCAUCUUUGUCGGUCUCGGCGUGCUGCUGCUCGUCUUGGCCCUCAACACUCGCGUCGCGGGCGCGAUGGGGGAUGCACAACUGACUUUCAUGAUGGCGAAGGACCAGCGCAUGAAGCUCACGAGCGAAGUCUUUGGCGCGAUCGCUGUCGUCAAGCUCAAUGCAUGGGAAGACAACUUUCGGUGUAAACUCAAUGCGCUGCGAGCGACCGAGUGCCAGACCGUCUGGCGCUUCCUGCUUGUGCUACUGACGCUCACGUCGUUUACAAACUGCACGCCCAUCUUUGUUUCGGUCGCGGUCUUUGCUACUUUCGCGCUGGCCAUGCCGACACCGCUGACUGUCACGAUCGUCUUCUCGACCAUGGCCCUUCUUAAGUCGCUCCAAGAUCCGCUCAUUGACUUCCCCGUCGUCGUCUCGACCAUGGUCCAGUCGCUUGUUUCGGCCAAGCGUAUUAACGACGUGCUCUUGAUGGACGAAGUGGACCCGACCAACGUCUCGACGCCGUCCGACCCGAUCGCGUCCGUCUACGCCAAGGACCAGGUCGUGCUCGCCAUCGACAAUGCCUCGUUCACGUGGGACAGCACCACGACGCCCACGUUCACGAACGUCAAUCUCCGCAUCACGCGCGGCGAGCUCGUCGUGCUGCAUGGCGCGGUCGGCCAAGGCAAGUCGUCGCUCUGCUCGGCGCUCCUCGGCGAGAUGCAAAAGCUCACUGGCUCGGUGUUUGUCGGCGGCCAAGUGGCCUACUUUGCGCAGCAGGCUUGGAUCCAAAACACCACGAUCCGCGAAAACAUUCUCUUUGGCAAGCCGUACGACCGCAGCACGUACCAAAAGGUCCUCGACGCGUGUGCGCUGCAGAGCGAUCUCGCGUCGCUGCCGGCCGGCGACCGCACCGAGAUUGGCCAGAAGGGCAUCAACCUCAGCGGCGGCCAGAAAGCGCGCAUCGCUUUGGCCCGAGCUUGUUAUAGCGACGCCGACAUCUUCAUUUUGGAUUCGCCCUUGUCGGCCGUCGACGCGAUUGUGGCCAGCGAGAUCUUCACCAAGUGUUUCCUCGGCCUCUUGGCCAAGAAGACAGUGCUGCUCGUGACGCACAACCCCGAGAUCAUCGAGUCGGCGGCGGUCGCCCGGACGCUGCUGGUGCAAGACGGCCGGCUCAUCGAGUCGACGCAUGACUCGCCGCGCACGCGUCAAGAAGCAACGUCGGCGGUGACGCCGCUCAAGGCCCGGACGCCGUACUGGGAAGAGUCGGAGAUCAUCGAGUACCCGGCGCCGGGGCCGCGCCACGAGAUGCUGGUGACGCCGUCGCUGCGCACGCCGUACAGCUACAACGCGCGUGAGAUGCUGUACACGCCGCGCGAGCCGGUGGCGGGCGAGUCGUUUGAAGAGUCGGGUCGUCUCAUCGCCGACGAAGAGCGCGCCGAAGGGCGUGUCGCGGGAGCAUUGAUGUGGUCAUAUCUGAGGCAUGUCGGUGGGUGGCCGACCGUCGCUGUCGUGCUUACGCUGACAAUCGCGAUGCAGUUGCUCAAAGUUGCUAGCGACCUUUGGCUGGCGCGCUGGUCCAACGGAGGCGAAGGCCACGCGACGUUGGCUGCGUCUGCGAUGGUCAACAUGGCCAUCUACGCGGGCCUCGCGCUCGGCAGCUGUCUUUUGAUCGCUUUGCAGACGUACGCGGUCAUUUCCUUCGGCGUCCAAGGGUCUCGAAAGCUCUUUGAUGCGAUGCUUUCCAGUGUUCUCGCAGCGCCCAUGGCGUUCUUCGACACCAACCCGAUCGGGCGGAUUCUCAACCGGUUUGGCGACGACGUCACGUCCUGCGACAUGCGCAUUCCGUUCUCGCUCGGCCCGAUUCUGUUUGAGCUCUCGUCGCUCGCGUGCACGGUUGGCACGGCCGUCGUGCUCUCGCAAUGGGUCGGGCUCCUCGUGCUGCCAUUGCUCUAUGUCUACUACUCGCUCGGCGCCUUCUUUGUCGGUCCGCUCCGCGAUAUCAACCGCAUCAAGUCGACAUCGCGGUCGCCAUUGCUUAGCUUCAUCGCUCAAGGCAUUGAUGGCGCGUCUACGAUUCGAUCGUUUGGGCCGCGCUACACCCGGCGCAUGACUCGUAUCUGCAAUGUUCAUGUCGAAGCACUCGCUCAAGCGCGGGUCGCCGACGUCGCUGUGAAUGCGUGGUACUCGCUGCGCUUGCAGCUCCUCGCGGUGAGUAUCGUUGCCAUCACAAUGACAGCGGUCGUCGUGCUCCAUUCUCAAUUGAGCGCCGGCAUAAUUGGCCUUCUCAUGACGUACAGCCUUGCCAUCCCGUCGACGUUCACCUACCUCGUGGCCAUUUGGGCCAACUUGGAGAUCUUCAUGAUCGCACCCGAGCGCAUCCAAGACGAAGACGAUAAUCAGUCAAUCAAGAGCGUGGCUGCUGUGGUGCGUGACCCGACGAAGCUCAAGGUGCCGGAGCUUCGGAAAGCGCUCAGCGAGCGCAACCUGAGCACCUUUGGCCUGAAAGCCAAGCUCGUGGAGCGGCUCACUCGAGCUCUCGCAGACGAAAAAGCGCGUGAUGCCCGACGCGUCACGCCGGACGUGGCUGGAUUCGACGACGACGAUGACGACGACGACGCGAUUCUACCUCGCCUCAAAUCCAAGACCACCAAAUCGUCUACGAAGAAUGCAGCUAAAUUGACGACGAGUACAGAGCCACUGCCUCGACCAAGUCCUGACGCUGACGUGGCGCCUCGAUUGGAGGCGCGCGUCAAGGCUACCGAGGUGCCAUUGCGAGAACCCAAAGUCUUGUCCCCGGUCAAGCCUGCGUCCCCUGUCAAGUCAGCUUCGCCGGUGCAACGAGUGUCGUCGCCAGUAGCCGUCGCCACAUCUGCGUCUUCUAUCACGACAAAGCCGUCACCGAUGUUGCCAGUCGCCACCUCCUCGAUGUCCUCUCGGGUAUCGGAGGCUGCCUCCGAGCCGUCACCGGUCGUUGCUGCGUCGCCGCCCCGGCCCGCCGCCGACUCAUUCGUGGAGGAGUCGCCCAUGGCCUCGCCUGAGCGACCACCGCCCAUGCUUCACUCACCAGGCAAAGUGCGCUCCAAGGACCGCAAGCGCAAAACAUUGUUUCCGCCCGAGUCGCCUGCAAGCACCUCGUCCUCCUUGGCGCCGCCCAGCGACGGCCCCAUCCUCUCGACCGCCGCGUCGCUCUUCGCAUCUGCGACAUCACCGAUCGUCAAGGGCUUUGCCUCUUUCCGGUCGGCGCUGGGCCUCAGCGCGACCAAGCCAACCGACGAGACAGAGGUGGCAUCCGUCGUCAAGGUGACCGCACAAGUCACACGCGCCGUCGUCGCCAGCCCCCAACGCGGGCCCACGAGCCCGGUGCGGUCUAGUCCCAUUGCUGCCUCCAGCCCGGUGCGGUCUAGCCCCAUUGCUGCCUCCAGCCCGGUGCGGUCGAGCGCCGUCGUCGCCUCCAGCCCGCGGCGUUCGAGUCCCGUCGUCAUCUCGAGUCCGCCGCGACGACCAACCAAAACGCCGCCCAGUCCCAAACCCGUGGUGCCUGCGCUUCAAACCGAGAUCGAGCGAGAGUCGUACCGCAUGCGGCAGCAAGCCCGCGAGUUUGCGCGGCGUCGCAUUGAAGAAGAGUCCAAAGCGGCGCGAUCAGUACCAGAGGCGCCAGAGGGGGACGCGCGGCGCCCGACAAACCUCGUGUCGGGACUCUACUCGUUUUCGUCGCUCGCUGCCAAACCAGCACCCAAGCCAGUUGCGACAGUCCCGGCCAUUAGCUCGCUCAAGCUCGCCGAGCGCCACCGUGCGCUCGAGCCCAAGAAGGCCAUUGACCGCGCCAAACGCAAGGAAGGACUCAUGAAGAUGUACGAGGAGCAGCGCCGGCUCGACGAAGAGAAGCGUCGCAAGACGGCCGCGCAGGUGGCGGCCGAGGCCGAGCGUCAAAAACAAGAGCGCGAUGCGGCUGAGCGUCGGCAGCGAGAGGCGGAGGUUGCGCGGAAGCGCGCUGCCCGCCUCCAGGAAAUCCAAGCGGCGACCGACGAAAAGCGCCGGCAAGUAGAACGCACCGAGAAGCUCCGACACGAACAGCCCCGCGCCAAGGUCGAGACCACCGCCAAGCCAGCAGCGUCGAAACCGCGCGUCGAGAUUGCAAAGCCAUUAAGUGCCGCAGCAAGUGCAAGUGCCAAGGUGGUCAAGAAGAAGCCGAUCGAAGCGGUCUUGCUCUCCAAGAAGCCCGAGCCGACAACGUACGAGAUGUCCGAGCCAGAGAGCGACGAGAGUGGGAAUGGCGAAGACGACACGAAAGCCGUGCCCAAGUGGGCGCAAAAGGCGCACUUGGAGAAGGCGCUCGCCAAGCAGUUUGGGCCUGACGCGAUCGACCCGACGCCGUCGAUUUUCCCGGAAUUCAUCGCGACGUGCGACCUUGAAGCCAUCUUUCAGCCGCGCGACGGCGCCAAGAAGCGCAAGUUUGCGCGGCGCACGAGCUCGGGAAAUUGGCUCGCAGACCGCCCGACGACACGCGACAAAGUUGCCUAUAAGAAGGCCAUGGGCUACACCAAUUAA